Molecule: messenger RNA, 2026 nt
Organism: Olea europaea var. sylvestris
Lineage: Eukaryota; Viridiplantae; Streptophyta; Magnoliopsida; Lamiales; Oleaceae
Product: beta-glucosidase BoGH3B-like
Exons: 9
Coding region: 1-1842 (613 amino acids)
Biological process (GO): glucan catabolic process
Molecular function (GO): beta-glucosidase activity
Source: RefSeq, a predicted model, not a curated record
AUGAGCACGGAUAAAACGAUGAUUUGCAUGUACAAGGACCCAAAUUGCAGCAUCGAAGUCAGAAUUAAAGACCUACUAUCUCGGAUGUCUCUCCGAGAAAAGAUCGGUCAGAUGACCCAGAUCGAACUCAGCGUCGCCACCCCUUCAGCCGUCAAAGACCUCUGCAUAGGGAGUAUACUGAGUGCUGGUGGAAGUUGGCCGUUCGAGAAUGCAAAGUCUUCGGAUUGGGCUGACAUGGUAGAUAAUUACCAGAAGGCUGCUCUCGAGUCGCGGCUUGGAAUCCCACUGCUAUAUGGGAUUGAUGCUGUGCACGGUAACAAUAAUGUCUAUGGUGCCACCAUUUUUCCUCACAACAUAGGGCUCGGAGCCACCAGAGAUGCUGACUUGGCUCGAAGAAUUGGCGUUGCCACAGCUCUUGAAGUAAGGGCGAGUGGCAUUCACUAUACUUUUGCUCCGUGUGUAGCUGUGUGUAGAGAUCCUAGAUGGGGAAGAUGCUAUGAGAGUUUUGGGGAGGACACUGAGGUAGUUAGAAAGAUGACCUCCAUAGUGGAGGGCUUGCAAGGAAAACCACCACCAGGACACCCAAAUGGUUACCCAUUUGUAGCUGGAAGAGAAAAUGUUGUUGCAUGUGCAAAGCAUUUUGUAGGAGAUGGUGGCACUAAAAAAGGCACGAAUGAGGGGGAUACCAUAUUGUCAUAUGAUGAACUAGAGAGAGUCCACAUGGCUCCUUAUCUGGAUUGUAUUUCUCAGGGGGUUUGUACUAUCAUGGCGUCCUACUCUAGCUGGAAUGGGACAAAAUUACAUACUAGCCAUUUUCUUCUUACACAGAUCUUGAAAGAGAAGCUUGGAUUUAAGGGAUUUAUCAUUUCUGAUUCUGAAGGCCUUGACCGGCUUUCUAGUCCUCAUGGGUCAAACUAUCGGCAAAGCGUUCUGUGUGCCAUCAAUGCAGGAAUCGAUAUGGUGAUGGUUCCUCUUCGAUAUCAAAUAUUUUUGGAAGAUUUGACACAUCUGGUGAAGUCAGAAAAAAUAUCAAUGGCAAGAAUUGAUGAUGCAGUUGAAAGAAUUCUGAGAGUGAAGUUUGCUGCUGGCCUCUUUGAAUUUCCCCUGAGCAAUAGAUCUUUACUGGAUACAGUUAGCUGUGAUCUACAUAAAAAAUUAGCUCGUGAAGCAGUUCGCAAGUCCUUGGUUUUGUUAAAGAAUGGGAAGAAUCCAGACAAACCAUUUCUUCCGCUGGACAAGAAUGCUGAAAGGAUUCUUGUUGCCGGAAUACAUGCUGAUGAUCUUGGAUAUCAAUGCGGAGGAUGGACUGCCACUUGGGAAGGAAAAAGUGGCAGAAUAACUACUGGCACUACCGUUUUGGAAGCUAUCAAAGAAGUCGUUGGACAGAGAACAGAAGUGAUAUAUGAGCAAAAUCCAUCACCAAACACCAUAGCAGGUCAGGAUUACUCUUUUGCUAUUGUAGUUGUGGGAGAAGGUCCAUACGUGGAAACUGGUGGUGACAGUUCAGAGCUAACAAUUCAUUUUAAUGGAGCUGGACUAAUAGGCGCAGUUGCUGAAGAAGUUCCAACAUUAGUUAUCUUGAUAUCGGGGAGGCCUUUGGCCUUAGAGCAACGCCAUUUUGACAAUAUAGAUGCUCUGGUUGCUGCAUGGUUACCCGGAAGUGAAGGAGGUGGAAUUGCCGAUGUUAUCUUUGGAGAUCACGAGUUCCAGGGACAGCUUCCUGUGACAUGGUUUAAAAGUGUCGACCAACUGCCUAUGCAUUCUGAAGAUGACUCCUAUGAUCCUCUAUUUCCAGUUGGCUUUGGGUUGACAAGCAAAAACAAGAUUGUGCAAAGCCGAUGAUUAGAUGAACUGAGCUUCUCAACUUAACGAGCCAAACACGUCACAAGUUUCUGUUGGUCGUCAAAUUUAGUCUUUAUGUUGUACCUGUACAAAUGAACCGUAGCCAAUUUUUAACGACCCAACUAACCUCGUUGAGAACUUUCACACGUGCUACUAUUUUGAGAAAUGCACUUCAUGUUUAGCC